AUGCCUGUCUCAGCCAUAAGUGUUCUGCCCACUACGGCAUCAUCAACAUCAACAAUACGAAAGUCGUCUCUCGUCCCCGAGAAGAAGUAUAAAUGUCAGUUCUGUAAUAGAGCUUUCAGCAGGAGUGAACAUCGUAGUAGGCAUGAGAGAUCACAUACUAAGGAACGUCCUUUCAAGUGUAUGAAGUGUAGAAGUACCUUUGUGCGACGCGAUUUGUUGCUCCGACAUGACCGAACAGUCCACGCCAAAGACGGAGGUAUCCCUUUACAUAGCGACGUGAAGCGACGUGCCGGUCCAAAAGCAUCUGUUGUAUCGGGCUCAGCUAAAUCUUCCAUUGCUAUUGACACAUCGGCCCUCGAACAGAUCGAAGCCAGUAGCGAUGGAUUGGUUGACUUAGAGACCGCCGCUAUGUUGAUGACCGACCUUCACCACAAAGCUACUGCAGCAAUGCGCAACGCAGGCGUAGGCCCUUAUGAGAAUAGACCUGGAAUGGCUUUCUCUCAUAAUGGUACUCCGCUUAUGGAACCAUCCGUCACAUAUCCUUCCGGGGCGAUUUCGCUUCCUCAGGUACCGUGGGAUUCUUUUAUGCCGCAGUCUGUGACAGAGCCAAGGUCUCAUUCAAUUACCUCGGGUGCUUCUGGUUCCCAAGAUUCUCAGGCGUCUUUCACAAGUGGCGGUACGAUGCAGCCUCAUCCAAACCAGCUUCCACCCAUCGUUAAGCUCAAGGCGUCAUCCAGCUACAAUGGACUCGUCCCCGCGUUACAGUCGAUGAUUGAAUCGUUGCCACCCUCGGUCACUUCUACCCCCAAAUUGUCGCCAAUGCAACCUCGUUCUGAAGCAACAGCAACGAAGCCACCUCAAGUCUUGGGUGACGAGGAGCGUAACAUCAUCUUGGAUAACAUCCGUCGCCAUGAUAGUGAGCGAGCAAUUCCUGAAGGCUUUAGUUUUCCUCCAUUGGCAUCAUUGAAUCGCUUCCUCUCUACCUACUUCAGCUUGUUCCAUCAUCACCUUCCUUUCCUGCAUCCCUCGACCUUCAAACCCACGCAAGUUUCACCGCCACUGCUACUUGCGGUGUUAUCCAUUGGGGCUCUUUAUGCCUUUGAUCAAAAAUUCGCAUAUAUGAUGCACAUUGGUUCCAAGGUUCUUGUGAAUCAGUUCUUGCAAAACAAGGAAAACUUUAGUUCACGCAAGUGCCCGUUAUGGACCAUGCAAAGCUCGCUGCUCAAUAUGAUCUUUGCAAGCUGGAGUGGAGACCCAAAAGGAUUGGAAUGGGCUUGUUCGAUUAAGAGCUUACUCGCUAACAUGGUCGCCGGCAAUCAUUAUGAGCUCAAGCUUCGUACAGACGCCAGAGAAGGUGCUACACCAACCCGAUCUGAGUGGGUAGAAGAUGAAGGCUGUCGACGAACGUACUAUGCGGUAUACAUCUUCUUUGGCCUGCUGACACUGACCUACAACCAUACUCCUGCCAUCAGUUUCAACGAGUUUGAAGAUCUAAAACUCCCUUCAACCGAAGCGUUGUGGAACCUGAGCGUUUCUGACGAAGCUGUCUGGCGAGAACACCUCAGAGCUGCCGAGAUUCCCUCGUUUAUGGAAGCUCAUGACAAUCUGUUCCAGGGUGAAUCCCUACGCUAUAGUGCUUUCGCAACUCGUGUCAUGAUCAAUGCACUCUUCCUUGAGAUUUGGUAUCAUAAACGCAGUCCAGAAGCACUUCAAGAUAUGGUCUUAGAAUUCAAACUGCGACUUGCAUUAGAGACAUGGGAAAAUUCGCUUGAUGUUUGUGAACAGGAACUGGUUUCAGUUCCUCUCAACGCCCCUCACAAGGGACAUCCAUUGAUCUUCAACGCCAUGGCUCUAUUCCGUAAUGCUAAGGCUCGCCUUGAAGUGGACCUGAAGUCAAUCCAAGAGGUCUUGAGGUAUCACGACUCAUACGAAGUUGCCGCUGCCAUGUCAAAUGCUAGGGAUAAGGUAAAGCGAUCCAGUGAGAUGAUUAAGGUUAUCCAAGAGUGCUACAACUGCAUUGAAACUGCAGCCCUACAAGGGAUCCGUUGGGUUGCGAGGACUUCUGCUACGAACUGGAGUAUCGAGCAUCCUCUCUGUGGCUUGGAUCUCAUGAUCAUCCUCAGUUUGUGGCUUUAUCGCCUGGAAAAUGACGAGGAGGCCCCAACUGUGGAGGAAAAGGUCAUGUACAACAAGAUUCAAGCCCUCUUUGAACAUGAUUCUGUAGAUGGCUAUAGCUCCAAGCUUAGCUCCACAGUCGCUCGUGUCUGGGGUAGCAUGCUUGAUGAAGUUGUGGUGUGGGGAAUCACCAAACUUAUGGGAGAUUCCUUCCGACUUCACUCUCAGGCUCUCGUGGGCUAUGAGGAUGACAUCGAAGCUUCAGACGUGUCAACACCCUCCAUGAUCUCUCAGGGGAUGGAUGACGCCGACGAUAGCGUGUACUAA
Sclerotinia borealis F-4128 is the source of this 2442-nucleotide messenger RNA. NCBI's taxonomy places the organism in Eukaryota, Fungi, Ascomycota, Leotiomycetes, Helotiales, Sclerotiniaceae. The record is from the annotation of a GenBank genome assembly.